AGGAGGUAUAAACACAGUCACUAUGAAGCUGAGCUGUAUGCUCAUAGAAUGGGCUCUUUAUGUCUGUCCCGCUGUGCUCCUGGCAACCCAGAUGUCCCUGGCUGCCAGUUUGGAGACUCUGAAGUGUGAAGGACCGGUCAGCACUGAGCACAGCAGCUGCCUUGCUGCUACUGAGGAGGAUGAGGGUGAUGACGACAUGGCCCGCUCCGGUGAAGCUGACUUCGAGUUCAAGGGCUACACAUUCAGUAAACCCUUCCACCUCAUCGUUUCCUAUGACUGGCUGAUCCUCCAAGGUCCAGCUACAUCGAUAUUUGAAGGAGACGCACUGGUUCUGCACUGCCGUGCCUGGCAAGACUGGCCACUGACUCAGGUCAUUUUCUACCGAGAGGGCUCAGCUCUGGGUCCUCCUGGAUCUAAAAGUGAAUUCUCUAUCGCCGUGGCGCAAAAGUCAGACAGCGGGCACUACCACUGCAGCGGCAUCUUCAGAAGCCCUGGUCCUGGGAGCCGAGAGACUGCAUCCCCUGUGGCCAUCACUGUCCAAGAGUUGUUCGCAGCCCCAGUUCUCAAAGCCUUACCUUCUAGUGGACCCCAAGAGGGAGGCUCAGUGACCCUGAGCUGUGAGACAAAGCUGUCCCCGCAGAGGUCAGCUUCCCGCCUCCUCUUCUCAUUCUACAAGGAUGGAAGGUCACUGAGUAGCAGAGGAAUCUCUUCAGAACUCCGGAUCCCCAAAGCCUCAGAAGAACACUCUGGCUCCUACUGGUGUGAGGUAGCAACUGAGGAUAGACAAAUUUCGAAGCAGAGCCCACAGCUGGAGAUCCGGGUACAGGCUCUUCAGAAACCAGCUACUCCAGAAACCCCUCCUCCUGCAAAAACUCCUGGUCCUCUGCCUUUACUACCCACUCCUUCUGAUGAGCAGCCAGUAUUCUCCUUCUCAGACCCCUACCUUACUUACCGGAUAAACCGCCUUCUCAGACAAAUGCAAGAUGUAAGAAUUCUCCUUGGUCAUCUGGUCAUGGAACUGAGGAACUUGUCUGCCCACCGGAAGCCUGCCACCACAAAGAGUUGAGGACCAAACCCAGGACCUUGCGCUUGCUAGGCAAGUGCUCUACCACUGAACUAAAUCCCCAGCCCGGCUGAUGACCAUCUUAUAGUGCAUAAGACAACCCUUUUCCCCAAUAAAAAAUUUUUCUCGUCCCCAAAUUUUCUAGUGUUAAAGUUAUGAAAUGUGAUGCUAAUAAAUGCUAGGGGUUAAUUUA
Molecule: messenger RNA, 1256 nt
Organism: Rattus rattus (black rat)
Lineage: Eukaryota; Metazoa; Chordata; Mammalia; Rodentia; Muridae
Gene: Fcrla
Product: Fc receptor like A
Exons: 6
Coding region: 23-1066 (347 amino acids)
Biological process (GO): cell surface receptor signaling pathway
Molecular function (GO): transmembrane signaling receptor activity
Source: RefSeq, a predicted model, not a curated record